AAGCAAGUUGCAACCAUGCAAUGGAACAGUCUUUCGUCUUUGACUUCGUGACAAGGUCGAACCGAUUCUAGAUUCAACCCUUCAUUGUUACGCGUUGACUGGAUAUCAUAUCCUGUACGGUUGCCCAGUCAGAUUUCAAAUGCAAGAACCCAGCACAGUGGGUCGAGGUUGUAACUGGAGGAAUGCUUUUCUCAGGGCCACCCUAGCUUCCCACAUCGCCGGGAUCAGGUGGGGCUAUCUCUUUGGAUGGUUCUCUCUGCAUUCAAGAAAUGCGCAAGGUUGGCUAUAUCCUACGUCAAACAUUCCAUUCAGUGUCGCCAUAGUCAUCGACAGAACUUGGGUUGCCUUGAGAAGGUCUUCUGUUCGCGGAUCGGAUUCGGCCCUAGUGGAGCUCUCAGUGAGCUGGUCAUCCGAAUCAAACGAGAUGUGGCUAUCCGGCGGGCAAAAUGAUGGACUACUAGAGCUUGCCAUUGGAUGGCAACCACAUCAUACAUGCAAACUUCGGAAAGACGGCUGUCAAAACUCAAUGAACGGUAUAGACUACGGCUCCACAAUUAUUCCCCGAGCCGUCACUGAAACCACAGUCAACUAUAUGGUUAGGGUAUAUCAGCCAGUGUGGAUUAGUACAUAUGCUGCCGGUUGUCAUGACGCAACAUCUAUGUGUAGGCUCGAAUCCAAUGCACUAGACGGUCCCACAGAGAACCUAGAACAUUCAAGAAAAAAUCCAGAGAGGAGAUUGUGUGUAUGGAUGUGUCGAUCGUCCAGGCGCAGAUGAUUCAGCAUGAGCUCCUAGCGUGGGCCCGAAUGAAAACGGAACGGAAAAUAGAACUCCGCAAGUCAAAGGGAACCGACCACCUGGGUCCCUGAACAUGCCCG
Messenger RNA from Aspergillus candidus, 876 nucleotides. RefSeq lists its product as uncharacterized. The record is from RefSeq and is a predicted model, not a curated record. Bases 140 to 775 code for a protein of 211 amino acids. NCBI's taxonomy places the organism in Eukaryota, Fungi, Ascomycota, Eurotiomycetes, Eurotiales, Aspergillaceae. The transcript has 2 exons.